Messenger RNA from Petromyzon marinus (sea lamprey), 2855 nucleotides. RefSeq names its product transmembrane protein 106B-like. The record is from RefSeq and is a predicted model, not a curated record. NCBI's taxonomy places the organism in Eukaryota, Metazoa, Chordata, Hyperoartia, Petromyzontiformes, Petromyzontidae.
ACGCGGGUGAAUCGAUUCGCUGUGGAAAUUCGCGCGGGCACCGCGAUUCUGGCUCAGGUGUUAAAAUUGCGGCAGACGCGAGCGGAGCACUCUGCUGUCGCUGUUGUCUCGGUCAGUUGUUCCUCUACAUUUCUUCUCAGCAUCACCACUUGCUUUACUUAUCUUUGAACCUUUUGGCGGUGAGCUUCGCAACAAAGAGUCUGCGCAUCUUUGAAAGGCAGCUCGGUGGGGGCGAGCAGGAGAUUUUCAUUCCUUAACAAUGGGCUCUACGGCGUCACGGUACAAGACUUUCGGCGGUGGCGGCGGUGGCAAUGACAGCUCGGGACCUCUCGCGUCCGGGAGCCCCAACGGGAACUUGGGGGUGCUGCCGUCUCGAGAUGAGGACAUCGGGGAGGGGACGGCUGUGGCGCCUGCUGACAUCUCGCAGUUCCCCUACGUAGAGUUCACGGGCAGAGACAGCGUGACGUGCCCCACUUGCCAGGGCACAGGACGUAUACCCAGAGAGCAAGAAAAUCAGCUGGUGGCACUGAUCCCAUACAGCGAUCAGCGGCUGAAGCCCCGAAGGACCAAGCUGUACGUGCUGCUGUCGGUCUUCUCCUGCCUGCUUGUGUCGGGGCUCAUCGUCUACUUCCUGUUUCCGCGCUCGGUGGACGUCACCAACGGAGGCAUCAAGUCGGCGCUGGUCACAUUCAACGCCAACACCAGCACGGUCUACAUAAACAUCACGAGCUCCCUGAACAUUACGAACAACAACUUCUACUCUGUGUACGUGAUGAACAUCACAUCGCAAGUGCAGCACCUCAAGACCGUCAUAGGCACGGCACGCUUCACCAAUGUCACCCACAUUGCCCCACUCAGCCAGAGCCAGAUCGACUUCACCAUCAAUACAGAGAUCAGCAAUGGUUUAUCUUACGUCUACUACUACUGCACCUUGCCAACAAUCAAGGUCCACAACAUAGUAGUGCUCAUACAGUCAACGGUGACGACUUCUUACGUGUGCCAUGCCGAGCAGGACUCCAUUGAGAGCUACGAGUACGUGGAUUGUGGCUCCAACACAACAUAUCACCACGGCCGCUUCGGUGUGGCCCCCGCUGGGGGCUCCGGCCAUCUCGUCUGAAAGCGCCUCCCCCACCCACCCACCGUAGGGUUAAGAUGCUGUGACGUAUUGCACAAUCCCUUCAGCAUAGGCAUCGUUACGGGAAGGUACGGCCAUUCCUGCAGCUUGUAGGGGCGGGGGGGGGGGCAUGCAUGAAGAGGUGCCGAGUUUCUUUUUAGGGCCAUGCGCAAACCUGAAAUGUGCCACAGCGAGAUUCUGUGGUGGAACGGAGCGUGCCAGUACGCCCAGAUGUGUCUUAACCAUGCGAGUGCAGUCUGGACGUUGUCCCGCAGAGCCAUCUGUAAGGGCUUGGAAUGACCCAAGUGUCUUUUCACUGUGUUUUGCAUGGAUGUGUUUGUCUCAUUCCUCCAUUUGUGCAUUAUUACUGCUGUGUUGGUGGGGUGAUAUUUUCCACUUAAUUUAUUUUGUUGCUCCGAAGAAAUUUUGCUUCAGCAGUGUGGAAGGCUAAGCAUUGUCCCAAUGUAUUGUAAGUAAAAUGAAGACACCCUUAGGAAUGGUUUACUCAUGUUUUGAGUGCGUUUGUGAGCAUAAUUAAUUUACUCUACACACUUCAUGUUAUCACCCCUCCCUAAAACCCUGUUUUGGACACCAAUAUUUUUCCUGCAUUGUAAAUCACAUCCUUACGCACACAUUAAUUUAGCAAGUCAGUGUUUUUGCAUUGUCCUAUUGUUGAACACGCUGUACAUGGUGUUUGCACAUUGUUACCGCUAUCGUUGUAAUGCUAAAUAAAUGUUUAGGAAGCAUUUUUAAAGAAUAAGUUAGGGUAAAAUUGAGAGUUGACAAUGCUGGAUUGGGGUAAUUCAACAUGCUUUGUUAUAUUUGUUGUAUAUUAGACAUUUAAUAAGUGUAGAGUAAACACGAUGUACAGUAUUACCAAACAUGUUGACAUUUUUAUUUCCAAUAAAUAAAAUGUACAUGUAAUGAUUACAAAUAUAACGUAAAUCGUAACUACUAUUGUUGGUAUGUCCAGAGAUUAGUGCCAAGAUGAGGCAAUGGAAAUUACACCAUUAUUUGAAUACACAGAAAAAAAUACACCAACUUGCACCCCCAAGUCUUGAUUCAAGAGCAGUGCCUAGUGGAUAUUAUUGGAAGUUACUAACUUCUUAACAUAACUUUUGUACUGUAAUUAAAAUAUAUACUUUUCGAACGAUAGCACACUAAUAGAGGUUUUUUUGGGUUAGGUCGCGUGAAUAUUAAUGUGUUUGUUUAACCUGCCACCACCCGACACAGCCAAUUAGUAAGGUUUGUCACGUAAACAUAACAUGCCGAUUUAUUACAACAUUUACAAUCCGAGUUCGAUGUUUUGCCAGUCUCGCCAGUAAUUAUAACUGGCAUCAGACGGCAGCCAAAUUUGGGUGCUUUUGUUUACGUGACAAACCUUACUAAUUGUCUGUCGGCUAGUGGCGGGUUUAACAACACAUUUAGGCGAUCUAGCCUAAAAAAAAAACCUGUGGAUGAUAUUGGUCACGAAAGCGUACGUGUUAUACUAUAGCAGCACACUGCUUUGUUGUAUAAAAAUAUAACAAUUAAAAGACAGCAGGACUUGGUGAAAAAUGUUCUUGGUAUCUUCUCUGUAUUUUAAUCCUUGUGAUCUUCAUUCGUUGGAUAACAUGAGAAACCUGUGGAACCUAGAACCUAUGCACCGUCGUUUGUAGUGAAUGCUUGUACCGUUGAUUUGCUGGAUGCUGCUGACUAGUUUAUUAAGCUAAGUAUAAAGCAUACAAAUACUUGUUCUCAA